AGCGUGCGCCUAACCAUCGCGAGUGCAGUGUCAGUGCCGUGCGUGCCGGAGACCACAGACUGCCGCGAUCGACGAAGACGACCAGGAGCCGUUUCGAUUUGAAGGCGUUUUUUUUUAGGUACCAGGCAAGCAUGCGUGUAGAGAAGGCAGUGCUGACGGUGUUGGCGGCGGCGGUGUGGGCGGGGGGGUGCCAGGCCGCCACCAGCGCGUCAGUGAGGCUCUGCGGCCGCAAGCUCAGCGAGAUGAUGAGCCGCGUCUGCCACGAGUACAACAGCCCGUCGUGGGAUGAUCCAGUAGUAGAGCAACCGGGCGGGGUCCGGAGACGACGGCAGGUGGCCGGGAUAGCGGACGAGUGCUGCACACACGGAUGCACCUUCGAACAACUCACCGACUACUGCUCCAUCAGCACCAAAAUGUUGUUCCCCAGUUCGGAGUCGACCCUGGAGGCGUUGGAGGCUCACAUGAUAGCGGACCGGUCGGCGGAGGCGGCGGCACCAGCGAGCGAGGUGGGGCGCGGGCGCAGGCGCGGGAGGGGGCGGGCGCGGGCGCGGGGGCGCCGCUGCGGCUGCGCGGGCCGCCGGCGCCUCGUGCUCUCGGGUAACAUGGCGGAUCGCGUAAGAGAUGUGCCGCGCGCUGCGCCCGUGGUGGGCACGGUGUCGCCGCUGCUGACGUGGGGCCGCACUCUGCACGCCGAGCUGCCGCCCGUGGACCUCGACCGGUACGCGUACGUGGCGGUCUACUCGCGCCCUUAGCCGCCGUGUGAGCGCGGCCUAGCGCGUUUAGUUUACAUUGGAGCGAGAACAUUCUCGCGCGUUGACCAUUCUCGCUUGCGAGAAUUGUGUGUUAAAUCUGUGCCACGUUUUACGCGAGAACAUUCUCGCUCGUCGGUCAUUCUCGCACUUGUGUUGGCGAGACUUGAGUGUUUUAUUUGUAGCACAUUUCAAGCGAGAACAUUCUCGCGUCUCGGCCGUUCGAGAGAAUUGUGUGUUAUACAGUGUGGACAAGAAUCGCCGCAGUUCUUUUCGAGUUUGCGAGAGUUAUGUUUUUAAUCGGCGAGAAAUGCCGACUGUCGGCUGCCAGUUUGAGGGUGGUUAGACAUGAGCUCGCUAGUAUUGAUGUAGUGGAUCCAUUCGCACUGUGUGUGAGCAUCUGUUAGUAGCUUCAGACAUCAGUGGUGAUUAGUUAAUGCGUGUUCAAUUUGAGUUGUUCUUUUUAAUAGCUAAUGUGGAUUUGAAUUGUAGUAAAUGACACAAUAAUUGAGUAAUGUAGCAAAUUUUUUAUAUAAAAUUCUAGUGAAGUAAUUCUUUUUGUACAUACAAAUUUCCUCUUAAACUGUCUUGUAAAUCAACUAUUUAUAUAUUUUUUUAUACAACGAACAGCUAUCCAUCAAUAAAUAAUGAAAGCAUAUUACUUUAUAGUUAAAUAUUAAAUUAAAAUGUAAGAUUUCAAUAAUUGCCUUUACCACAUAAGAUUUAAAGAUCUCUUGAAUAUCUGUGAUAAUAAUUCCAUUAACUGAUAAAUUUAAUGAUUAAUUUAUGAGUUUAUAGUAACAUCACUACAAAUAGCCUUUUUAGCACUAAGCUUGUAAUUUAGGAGGUUUGUAAUGAGUAUGUAAUGACUGACUCAAUGGAUGCUGUAUUAAACUUCUAUUUGAUUCUGA
This is a messenger RNA of Plutella xylostella (diamondback moth), 1660 nucleotides long. NCBI's taxonomy places the organism in Eukaryota, Metazoa, Arthropoda, Insecta, Lepidoptera, Plutellidae. The record is from RefSeq and is a predicted model, not a curated record.